Molecule: messenger RNA, 1003 nt
Organism: Paramecium tetraurelia
Lineage: Eukaryota; Ciliophora; Oligohymenophorea; Peniculida; Parameciidae
Exons: 4
Source: RefSeq, a predicted model, not a curated record
AUGAGUACAGUUCAAAUGAAACAACACAUAAACUUAUUAAAAAAAGCUGUUGGCGAAAUUAAGGACAGCACUUAAGAGAGAAUAACUUAGAUAUCGACAGAAGUCUAAUUUAAUCCUCAAGAUAAUAAAGAAUUUAAUGAUUUACUCAACGAAAUUAAAUAAGACACAUUAAGAAAAUUGCACGCGUUUUAUGAAUUGAAAGUAAAUAAUAAGACAAAUGUAUAUUAAUAAGAAUUGUCUAAUUGUUCAACAAAUUAUUCAGAAUUAUAACAAUAAGUUUUAGAACAGCAGGAAAUUGUGAAAGAAAAAAUUAAUUAGAAUUUGCAAAAAAGAGAACAAUAUGAUAAAUUGGCAAUUAGAAUGGUUCUCAAUUACGAAAGACUAAAAUUAUAUAAGAAAUAUUUUAAAUCUCUAAAAUAAUAUGCAGAUAGAAAAAGUAAAAGUAGAUUAGCAAAAUUCAAUGCUUAUUAAAAAUAUUAGUUAGGAUUAUAAACUAAGGUAUUUUAUUAUUGGAGAAGUACAUGUCACAAAACUGGAUAUUAAACUAUGCUUAUAACUUAAGCUGCUAAAGAGAUUAAGAACAUUUAAUCAUAAUUUAUUGAUAUUGUUAAAAUUUUGAAAGCAAAAAUAGCUGAAACAGAGGAAUAAAUCUAAAUUAAGAAAAAUGCUAAAGCUGAGUUCUCUUACAAUUUGAGUAGAAAUCUAUUAAAAACUAUAAGUAAUUUAUCUAUGGAAGUUAUGUCUCUUCAUUAGGUUACUAUAAAAGAUAAUUAGAUUAAUAAUGAUGAAAAUACUAAAUUUUUGAAGGAAGUUAAUGGUUUGAUUCAAACUAAAAUGAACAGUAUUCAAUAAUUUAAGGAAAAACUAAAGUCAAAUGAAGAAGCAGCAGCAUCAGAGACCUUUAAAAAGAAUAAACAAACCAUUUAAUUUGAUCUUUAAAAUUAGUCAAGAAAAUGAUUUAUAUAUAUAUAACAUAUAAUUUAGAGAUUUAUCAAUAAAAAAA